AUGUCAACUCAGAAUACUCAGCCGCUCGUAGCUGAUGAGACAAUCCUCAAUGGCCAUGAUUCUAUGUACACUGAGGAAGUCCAAUCAUCGACUCAAAGCAUAAGCAGCAGCAUUCUCCAAUAUCGACAGGAGAAUGGGAGAACUUAUCACGGCUACAAAGAUGGGAAAUACAACGUCCCCAACGAUGAACAAGAGAAUGAAAGGCUCGAUCUACAGCAUGCUCUCUUCCUUCGAACAUUUGAUCAUAACCUUGGCUUUGUCCCGCCGAACGAUCCGGACGCUGAUGUCAAGCACGUCCUCGAUGUAGGCACCGGGACAGGAAUUUGGGCCUUGGACUACGCCGACGAGCACCCGGCAGCUCAGGUUAUUGGUGUCGAUCUAUCACCAAUCCAGCCCAGCUUUGUGCCCCCAAAUUUGAGAUUCAUUAUUGACGACAUCGAAGAGGAGUGGCAGUAUUCUAACCUUUUUGACUACAUCCACAGCCGAAUGAUGAAUUCCAGUGUGGCAGACUGGGCAACAUAUGCUGCCAAGAUCUAUGACAACCUAGCGCCCGGAGGCUACGUCGAACUACAUGAAAUCGAUAUAUUUGUGGCAUCCGAUGAUAACACAUUAAGUAAGAGCCACAAUCUCUAUCGAUGGGCUGAGCUCCUCCAAGAAGCAUCUGACAAACUCGGCCGCCCAUACUUCAACCCAAGCGGCCUGAAAGAGGUGCUCGAGAAAGCAGGCUUUGAAGAUGUCCACGAGUCUAGGUUCAAAUGGCCUUCUAAUCAGUGGGCCAAAGAUCCCAAGCAUAAAGAACUUGGGUUGUGGAAUAAUGAGAACGCGAAUUACUUCCUCGAGGGAGUAGCCAUCGCACCACUGACCAGAGCUCUGGGGUGGUCAAGGGAGCAAGUUGCCGUCUUUAUUGUACAGGCAAGAAAAGAAGUGAACGAUACAAGAAUUCAUGCCUAUUGGCCUAUUAUCUCGGUCUACGGACGAAAGCCCAAGACAGCUUGA
Molecule: messenger RNA, 996 nt
Organism: Fusarium poae
Lineage: Eukaryota; Fungi; Ascomycota; Sordariomycetes; Hypocreales; Nectriaceae
Exons: 9
Coding region: 1-996 (331 amino acids)
Molecular function (GO): methyltransferase activity
Source: RefSeq, a predicted model, not a curated record